UUUCCUUCCAGCUCACUUCAUUCACAGCUGGUUUCAGAGCGACAGAAGAGAUGAGUGGACGAGUCGGAGACUUGAGCCCCAAACAGGCUGAAAUAUUAACCGAGUUUCGGGGGAAGAUCCAGGACGUCCUCCCCGACCUGCCUGCUCAGCAUGACCACUACCUCCUCCGCUGGCUCAGAGCUCGUAGCUUCAAUGUGCAGAAAGCUGAAGCCAUGAUCAGAAAGCAUCUGGAGUUCAGGAGGAAGAUGAACGUAGACUCCAUCAUAUCUGACUGGAAACCUCCGGAGGUGAUCGAGGAGUUCGUGUCUGGAGGGAUGUGUGGGUACGACAUGGAGGGGAGUCCUAUCUGGUAUGAUGUCAUCGGUCCUCUGGACCCUAAAGGUCUGUUGCUAUCGGCGACCAAACAGGACUUCAUGAAGACGAAGAUCAGACACACAGAGAUGCUGCAGAGGGAGUGUAGGAGGCAGUCUGAGAAACUGGAUCAGAACAUCGAGGCCAUCUCUCUGAUCUACGACUGUGAAGGCCUCGGACUGAAACACAUCUGGAAACCUGCCAUAGAGACUUAUGGAGAGAUCCUCACCAUGUUUGAAGAGAACUAUCCAGAGGGGCUGAAAAGAGUUUUUUUGAUCAAAGCUCCCAAAAUGUUUCCGAUGGCCUACAACCUCAUCAAACACUUCCUGUGUGAGGAGACGCGGCGAAAGAUCAUCGUCUUAGGAAGUAACUGGCAGGAGGUGCUGCGUCAAUACAUCGACCCUGAUCAGCUUCCUGUUGUUUACGGAGGAACCCUGACGGACCCUGAUGGAGACCCUCGCUGUAGAACCAUGAUAAAGUACGGCGGUACGGUUCCCCGGUCGUACUACGUCCAGGCCUCAGUGAAGGUUCAGUACGACAGCAGUGUGACCGUCGGACGAGGAUCCGUCUUCCAGCUGGAGUCUGAAGUUAAAACCGCCGGCAGCAUUCUGAGGUGUCAGUUCGCCAGCGACGGAGCAGACAUCGGGUUCGGCGUCUACAGACGGACUAAAGACGGCGGCGGUCAGAAUGUGUCCGAGAUGCUGCAGGUUCUGCCCAGCGAACGCUACAACGCUCACCUGGUGCCUGAAGACAGCUGCCUCACCUGCUCCGAACCCGGCGUCUACGUGCUGUGUUUUGACAACAGCUACAGCAUCCUGCAGUCCAAGAGGGUGAGCUACAAAGUGGAGGUUCUUCCUCCGUCGGACGGACAGACGCAGAGUCCACGCAGCCGAGGAGACCAGAGGCUGCAGUGACCCAGAGCAGACCAUCAACACGGGGCAGAGUUCACUGAGUGUCAACAGCCAUUGACGCAAAAUCAAUACUUUUACAACAGGGCUGCAUCAACCCUCUUUGGGGUCCCGGGGCAAAAAAAUGGAUUGUGGACACCCCUCAUUUCUCCCACUCUGAGUAUUGUGUAUGUAUCAGUUUGUGCGUCUUAAUUAGCUGGUAAUAACUUAAUUAAAGAGUGUUGUUUUAAGCAGCAUUUAGCAGCUAAAAAGACACAUAUUUCCCUCACAUUUCCCAUAGAUUGUUAUUGCAACAAUAUCUUUUAUAGGCGCUUUAAAAUGCAAAUUAGAAGCAGGCGAAAUCAGCUGUAGGAAAUCCGGUUUCUAGGCUCCUCGACCCCAGUUAAGGACACCAUCAUAAAACCCACUGAGUGAUGUCAUGGUGGACUCCAAGGUGCGGGAGUACACCGUGACAUCACCGCAGUAAGGCGAGACGUUAAACAGCAGCAACACGAUUCUCUGCAGGUGUUAAGUUGCUCUUUAAUGUGGCAACUUCUCCCUCCUAGUGUUUCCAGGUUGUUGUUCCCGCUGUCGCAGAGAAAAUGUAUCGCCUUCCGUUUCCAUCAAAGAGUACUUUAGUUUAUAUUGUGCUGUUAUUGAUUCCUUCAGUAAAACCAAACAGUUUUGAGUUAACUGUUUAUUUACAAUCAGUUUCACACAUUUCUGUCCCGAGUUCCCUUUUUUCAAAACCUUCACACACAUCUCAGGAUCAACUCUCGUACCAGAACAAGUCUAUAAUAUUCUACAAAGCAUUCUCACUCAAAACAAAAUUACCUUAAAGAUCAAACUACAGUAAUUCUUUUACAAAGGUUCAUGUUUUUUUUAGGUGUAAAUGCAACAGAACGUUGCACCCUGCUGUUUAAUUUACAGCAGUUUUGUGUUUUAAACAUAACUGAAUAUCAGUUUUUAAAAUAUCACAUAAACAUGUAAAAUGUACUAUAAAUGCACAGAGGUUUGGUGAUGGUUAUAAGACAAACAUUGACUGCUGUUUGAAAAAGUGAACUUAGUUUUGAGAAACUAAUUAUAAAAACAGCAAUAAAGAUUUACUGACAAUUCAGAACAACAACGACGAUCAUAAAUAUUAACUUUAGAACUUUGUUCACCAUCAUUUCAAACUUUAACUGCAUGAAUUCGUCAUUUAUGGAACGUUGAUCAUUUAGCUGAAGCUUUAUAGUGUUUUUAAUUUAAGUCUUUGGAGUUUGUCGUCUUUUUUACUCGACUGAAGUUUUUUGACGUUGAAACCGAAGAUACAAAAAGGAGCAAAGUUACGUUCAUCGAGUAGAUCUUUUUGUCAGAGCGUCAUCAUUAACAUGUAUUCUGCUCAUAAUGUUUGACUCUAUUAUUAGAUUGUUAUAUAAUGUUUUGAAAUGAAGGAUGUUUGUUUUCUAAAUCUGAAUACACUCUUGAAAAACAACAUGAAGUCAUGACGAAGACGGAUUAACAAAAUGACCUGAACAAAUUUUUUUUAAUUUUUUAAUUUUUUUAAUUUUUUUAAUUCAUGAAGAAUCUUCAGUUACAUUUAUUUUCUGUAUUUCUUGUAAUAAAACCAGAAUUUCAACAGAAACUUUUGGUAUUUAUUAUUCUUUUCCAAAUCAUGUUUUACUACAACCUUAAUAAUUCACAUUUAAUUCCUGCCUGAAAACUAUGAUCUUUAUUCAAUUUGAAUUAUAUAUAUAUAAUCAUUUAUUAUUAUUUUAAUGAUAUUCUUCCAAAAUGUUGAACUACGAUGAAAUAUUAUGUAUGCAUAAUAAAUAUUCACUAAUUAGUGGGAGGGUAAAAAGUGGAUGUUUAAUAUUUAAAUAAUUACCCAACAACCCAAAUAAAUAAAUAAUAAAUAAUUAAAAUUCUUAGCAGCAUUUCACUUCAGAAUCAUUUUAACUGCUUUUGACCACCAGGAGGAAA
This is a messenger RNA of Anoplopoma fimbria (sablefish), 3200 nucleotides long. It is a transcript of the gene sec14l7, whose product is annotated as SEC14-like lipid binding 7. The transcript has 12 exons. The record is from RefSeq and is a predicted model, not a curated record. NCBI's taxonomy places the organism in Eukaryota, Metazoa, Chordata, Actinopteri, Perciformes, Anoplopomatidae. Gene Ontology annotation, cellular component: cytoplasm. The coding region runs from base 51 to 1265 and encodes 404 amino acids.